Molecule: messenger RNA, 1194 nt
Organism: Dipodomys ordii (Ord's kangaroo rat)
Lineage: Eukaryota; Metazoa; Chordata; Mammalia; Rodentia; Heteromyidae
Gene: Tnfsf12
Product: tumor necrosis factor (ligand) superfamily, member 12
Exons: 7
Coding region: 175-924 (249 amino acids)
Biological process (GO): immune response
Cellular component (GO): membrane
Molecular function (GO): receptor ligand activity; tumor necrosis factor receptor binding
Source: RefSeq, a predicted model, not a curated record
AGUUUAAUCACUCACAAACAGUGUCCGGCUUCCUGUCCUCAUCCACCCCCACCCCCGCCCCGUUUCCCUGGCCCCUCCCUCUCCCCAGCCCGCUCCGCCCGCCGGCUCCCCCUCCCCCCAUCCCUCGGGUCCAGGGAUGGGGGGGCGGUGAGGCAGGCACAGCCCCCCGCCCCCAUGGCCGCCCGUCGGAGCCAGAGGCGGAGGGGGCGCCGGGGGGAGCCUGGCACCGCCCUGCUGGCCCCACUCGUGCUGGGCCUGGGCCUGGCGCUGGCCUGCCUUGGCCUCCUGCUGGCUAUGGUCAGCCUGGGGAGCCGGGCAUCGCUCUCAGGCCAGGAGCCUUCCCAGGAGGAGCUGGUGGCUGAGGAAGACCUGGAGCCCCCGGAACUGAAUUCCCAGACAGACACAAGCCAGGAUGUCAUGCCUUUCCUGAAACGUCUCGUCCGGCCCCGCCGAAGUGCCCCUAAAGGCCGGAAAAUUCGGGCUCGCAGAGUGAUUGCAGCCCACUAUGAAGUUCAUCCACAACCGGGACAAGAUGGAGCACAGGCGGGUGUGGAUGGGAUAGUGAGUGGCUGGGAAGAAGCCAAAAUCAACAGCUCCAGCCCUCUACGCUACAACCGCCAGAAUGGGGAAUUUACAGUUACCAGGGCUGGGCUCUACUACCUGUACUGUCAGGUGCACUUUGAUGAGGGGAAGGCUGUCUACCUGAAGCUGGACUUGCUGGUGGAUGAUGUGCUGACCCUUCGAUGCCUGGAGGAGUUCUCAGCCACCGCAGCCAGUUCCCCGGGGCCCCAGCUGCGCCUCUGCCAGGUGUCUGGGCUGUUGCCUUUGAGGCUAGGAUCCUCCCUGCGGAUCCGCACUCUUCCCUGGGCCCAUCUCAAGGCUGCCCCCUUCCUCACCUAUUUUGGACUUUUCCAAGUUCACUGAGGAGCCCUGGUUUCCCAGCAGACCUGCAAGGCUCCUCCUCACCUAGCUCUCUGCCCUGCCCUAAGCCACUCCUGAACACACACCUGCCCCCUGACAGCUGCCAAGGCUUGUUCACGUGUUUCCUGGCCCACAUAUUCCUGAUCUCGUACAGUCCUCCUCUUCUCCAUCACUAGCUCCCAAAGUCUUGAUCUUUUUCCCCCCUCUCUUUUUCUUUCUCUUCUUUUUUUUCUCUCUUUCUUUUUAAUUUUUUUUUUUUUUUUUGCCAGUUCU